AUGGUAAUAUUAUUGACUAUGCCAUUGUAUUUACAAAAUAGCAUAAGCUCCCAUGGUUUUUGUACUACUACUACUACUACUACUACUACUACUACUACUACUACUACUACUACUACUACUACUACUACUGCUACUACUACUACUACUACUACUACUACUACUACUACUACUACUACUACUACUACUACUACUACUACUACUACUACUACUACUGCUACUACUACUACUACUACUACUACUACUACUACUACUACUACUGCUACUACUACUACUACUACUGCUACUACUACUACUACUACUACUACUACUACUGCUACUACUACUACUACUACUACUACUACUACUACUACUACUACUACUACUACUACUACUACUACUACUACUACUGCUACUACUACUACUACUACUACUACUACUACUACUACUGCUACUACUACUACUGCUACUUCUGACGGAAGAAGACUAAUAUAUAUUUAUAUACUUAGCUACGUUAUAUAA
This is a messenger RNA of Schistosoma turkestanicum, 498 nucleotides long. NCBI's taxonomy places the organism in Eukaryota, Metazoa, Platyhelminthes, Trematoda, Strigeidida, Schistosomatidae. The record is from the annotation of a GenBank genome assembly.